Messenger RNA from Archocentrus centrarchus (flier cichlid), 460 nucleotides. Its product is annotated as histone H3. Gene Ontology annotation, molecular function: protein heterodimerization activity; structural constituent of chromatin; DNA binding. The transcript has a single exon. Lineage: Eukaryota; Metazoa; Chordata; Actinopteri; Cichliformes; Cichlidae. The record is from RefSeq and is a predicted model, not a curated record. Gene Ontology annotation, cellular component: nucleosome. Bases 8 to 418 code for a protein of 136 amino acids.
AGAAAGGAUGGCAAGAACCAAGCAGACCGCCCGUAAGUCUACUGGAGGCAAAGCCCCCAGGAAGCAGCUGGCCACCAAGGCCGCUCGCAAGAGCGCCCCGGCCACCGGAGGCGUCAAGAAGCCUCACCGUUACAGGCCCGGUACCGUGGCUCUGCGCGAGAUCCGCCGCUACCAGAAAUCCACCGAGCUGCUCAUCCGCAAGCUGCCCUUCCAGCGCCUGGUCCGAGAAAUCGCUCAGGACUUCAAGACCGACCUGCGCUUCCAGAGCUCCGCCGUCAUGGCUCUGCAGGAAGCCAGCGAGGCUUACCUCGUCGGCCUCUUCGAGGACACCAACCUGUGCGCCAUCCACGCCAAGAGGGUCACCAUCAUGCCCAAAGACAUCCAGCUGGCCCGACGCAUCCGCGGAGAGAGAGCUUAAGCUGCCUCCGUGCACCAAAGCAAACCCAACGGCUCUUUUCAG